ACAGACGCCAAAUGUCGCCAUCGAUCAAUGACAUUUUGUGGAGUUGAAUUUAUUGAUAUAAAGCGUUAAUGUAAAUAAUAAACAAUUUCAUCAUAAAAGUCGGCUUCUAGUCGAUAUGUAUGCCAAGGGCAAAGGCUCUACGGUGCCUUCGGACGCUCAGGCUCGCGAAAAGUUGGCGCUGUAUGUAUACGAAUAUCUACUUCAUGUCGGCGCAACGAAAGCCGCACAAACGUUUCUCUCAGAGAUUCGAUGGGAGAAGAAUAUAACACUUGGUGAGCCGCCUGGGUUCCUACAUUCGUGGUGGUGCGUUUUCUGGGACCUUUACUGCGCGGCGCCUGAGAGACGAGACACAUGCGAACAUUCAUCAGAGGCGAAAGCAUUUCAUGAUUACGGUUUUGUUAACUCUGGCUAUGGAGUCAACGGUAUUGGACACAAUGCUGGCCCAGCGCCGCCUAACGACGCUAUGGGUGGUGGCAUGCCACCAGGCUUCUUCCCAAACUCACCGCUGCGGCCAUCGCCGCCAGCUCCUCAUCCAGGAUCGCAACCGUCGCCACACGGGCCGCAGCCGCAGCUGAUGGGUACCGGCCAGCCGUUCAUAGGGCCUUGGUACUCCGGCGGUGGACCUAGAGGCACUGUCAGGAUGGGAAUGGGAAAUGACUUCAAUGGGCCACCAGGGCAAGGAAUGAUGGGCAAUUCAAUGGAGCGAGGCGGCGGCGGCGGCGCUGCGGGGCUGCUGGGCGGGCCGCGCAUGACGCCCCCGCGACCAGGCAUCGGGCCCAUGAGCCCCGGCGCCUACACGGGCAUGCGCGGCCCUCCGCCCCAAGCUCCAGGUAUGCCACCCAUGGGCAUGGGGCCGCGAGGCGCAUGGGCGGGCGGUAGCGGUGGAGGCUCCGCCCCUCUCAACUACAGCGGGGGCUCCCCCGGCGCGUACGGAGCCCCCCCGGGGAGCAACGGGCCCCCCGGACCCCCCACACCGAUAAUGCCGAGCCCGCAAGACUCCUCCAACUCAGGCGGUGACAACAUGUACACCCUGAUGAAGCCAGUGGGCGCCGGAGCCCUGGGGGCGGAGUUCCCGUUGUCCGGGGAGCACGGGCCGGCGCCUCAGCACCUGCCGCAGCCGCCCGCGGCCGAAGGCCUAGGGGGCGUAGAUGGUAUGAAAUCGUCACCAGGUGGCGUCGGAGGCGGAGGGCCGGGCACGCCCAGGGAGGACUCAGGUUCAGGCAUGGGGGACUACAACAGUCUAAGUUUCGGCGGCCCAGGAGGAGAUCAAAAUGACCAGACCGAGUCGGCCGCCAUAUUGAAAAUCAAAGAGAGCAUGCAAGAAGAGGCGAAACGGUUCGAGAAAGAUCCAGAUCACCCGGAAUACUUUAUGCAGUGAAUCGUCUAACCAAAUGCCGUCAGCUUGCCAAAAAAAAGGUACCAUUGUUUUCGGUAUCAAAACAUUUUAGAUACCUGAAAAAAGUACGUUUUGAUACCGAAAAAAAUUGGUAUCUUAAUACCGAUCCCAUUUCAAAAUUUUUUCAAGAAUAGUAUUUUUCCUGAUCUCAAAAGCAGUUUUGGCUGGUUGGCGAAGCACUUCGGUUAUUUUCAAUCGAUCUGAAGAGUAUAUUUAACUUUUUUUUUAAUGGAGUACAUUUUUUUGUCUUUUUUCGCACGUUAUUUAUUGAUUAGAGACACUAUUAUUUUUGCGUAUUCUUCUACUGUAGUCGUGUUUUAGACUAUUUGGAUGGUGAUAUUACUUUAAAUGUCGUUCUUGUAUUAAACUGUACAAUACUUCCAAUAUAUUUAAAGUUAGGCGAUCUCGUCGUCGAAAUAAUCUAAACACGGCAUCUGCACAUAGUAGCGAUUUGAAAUAGAGAAAACUUAAUUAGUGAUAUUUAUAUGUAUUAUCUAUGAUAUUUAGUUAUAUAAGUUUUUUUUAUAUCGAAUAAAGAUAUGUAUGUAUUGACUUU
This is a messenger RNA of Diatraea saccharalis (sugarcane borer), 1952 nucleotides long. Lineage: Eukaryota; Metazoa; Arthropoda; Insecta; Lepidoptera; Crambidae. The record is from the annotation of a GenBank genome assembly.